Molecule: messenger RNA, 895 nt
Organism: Chara braunii
Lineage: Eukaryota; Viridiplantae; Streptophyta; Charophyceae; Charales; Characeae
Source: the annotation of a GenBank genome assembly
GGAAGAAACCGGUUCAGGAAGGCAAUCAAGAAUCAGAGACCGAACGAUUGAGAAGAGAAAAUGAGGAGAUGAAGAUAGUCAUGCGAAUCAGAUUGGCUGAUAAGGAAAUUGAUUUGUUAAAACAAGAGAAUAUUGCGCUUUCAAAAGGGAUCAUCGAGCCGACAGAAGAGGUCAACGCUCUGAAAAAAGGAGAGAAGAGAAGUGCGAAAGACGUUACGGAGAAGAGUCCGUUGGUUGAGCCGGCGCGAGUCAAAUUGAGGGUUGUCGAUCGCGAGCUUACUCCAGGGGAAAUCACCAAGAUGGCGGAUGCCUACAAGAGAUUGCAUGAUGACAAAGACUAUGCAGAAAGGGAGGUAGCUGCCCUGAAGGAACGUAUUAACAGGCUGAAGAUUCAGACAUCGCCACCAGUCGUUAAAAGGAGGUUUGCACUGAGAAGCAUGCAACCGACCAAUCUCCGGAAGAAGACGACGCAUCUGGCUGGUGAGCCGGAGGAGGAUACAGAGGCUGAAAGCAGUCGUCCGAAAGUGAGAUUUGAAAAACGUGAGACCAAAUCGACGUUUACAAAGAGAGUGUUUCUGGAGCUGAGCAAGUUACGGACGAAUGAAAUAGAAAAAUUGUGUCUGGAAGAGGGUCUUGCGUACACUACUAUUCGCGGUUCGGCGACUGAUUUGGCAGAAAGGUAUGUUGGGGUUGCUUUUCCGCGAUUAAGACAAACGCUCGUUAUGGAAGAGGAGAAAGAAGUUGGGGAAGACGAUGAUGAAUCCGUCGACAUUGUGGGGGGAGAACCCAGCAAUCGCGCUGAGGAGGUUUCCGAUUGCUAGGAAUACUCUCCAAGUGCCGGUGUUUUUCGUAACGAUCUAGAGUGUGAAGAAUUGGCCCUGACGUGUAGAGAUCU